Molecule: messenger RNA, 1946 nt
Organism: Fomitopsis serialis
Lineage: Eukaryota; Fungi; Basidiomycota; Agaricomycetes; Polyporales; Fomitopsidaceae
Exons: 7
Coding region: 359-1681 (440 amino acids)
Source: RefSeq, a predicted model, not a curated record
AUCACUGCCCGCUACAGCCGCAACUUGUUGUCCACAACUCCGGCCAAAAUAGCACAAUGGGCGAUGUGCCGAUAGCGUUGCCGUGCUGUCGUCGGCGUCGUCGAGAUCCAAAUCAAACAAUAAGGCCUGUCGGUGUGCGCGCCUCCUUGUCCGCUAUUCAUCUGCUGCGCCUAUAAGACACCCCGCCACCGCGGUCUCCCCGCUGCCAAGCUCAUACCGCGCUCACACCCUCUUCGCCUGGUGCGGACUCAGACUCGGUUCCGGACUUCUUCGCGAGACUGGUGCUCGGACUCGGACUGUGUUGCGAUCGUGCCCUGACUGCUCCUUCCUUUACCUUACGUCCUAGCUAGACGAUAGAAUGGCUCGUGUGACCUUACCCCUACUGACCGCCAUUUCAGGCUUAAUUCCGUUGGUGGCUGGCCAUGCUGCGUUCUUCCACCCUUCCAUGUGGGGGUUCAACGUGACAAUGCAGACUUUCCCUUAUGACAACCGGCCCGUCGCCCCGUUGACAGAGUACACCUUCGACCAAUGGUGGUUCCACGGGCAUCUCGACUACCCGCCAAACGACGGUGACAUCUUCGAGUUGCCCGCAGGCCAGCCUGUGACGACGCAGGUUGCCUGCGACAAGGGCGCCACCACAUUCUUCGCCUCCGACCCCGGAGGAAACAUCCAGAAUGGCGACGACCCGUGCCCCGGCUCGCCACCGUCGGAGUACCACACGACCGGUUUUGACGAUCUCAAGGGAUGUGCGCUCGCGAUCACAUACAAGUCCAAUGUCUCCGACGUCCAGCCAGAGGACUUCACCGUCUUCAGUGUCAACCAGACCUGCGUGUGGUAUCGCUUCACGGACUUCCAGGUCCCUGCUAGGAUGCCUGCCUGCCCGGCGGGCGGUUGCAUCUGCGCGUGGAUGUGGAUUCAUUCGCCUGACAGUGGCGGCGAACAGAACUACAUGAACGGCUUCCGCUGCAACGUGACCGGCGCAACAUCCGACGUCGCUCUCGCUCAACCACAAGUCCCCCGCCGCUGCGGCUCCGACCCGGACAACGAUCGGCCCGAGGCCAACUUCGGUAAUUGCACCUGGGGUGCGAAGCAGCCGUUCUACUGGCUCCAGCAGGAGCGGAACAACAUGUUUGAGGGCUAUUACUCUCCACCCUUUUACACGAACCUCUACAACUUCCUCGACGGCGCGCAGCAAGACAUCUUCGAGGACUCGUAUCCUGGUGGGCUCCCCACGCCUGUCGUGAAUGGCACCAUCCCUGUCGCGAACUUCGCGGGCGUGCAGCCUACUGCGACGCCUAGCGCGCCGAGUGGGCUGCCCAUGGCGAUCGUGGGGACGCCAGCGCCGGCGGCUACGGGCACGUCGGGAUCGGGAUCAGGGGGUGGGACUACUACUUCAGAUGUCAACCUCGCAUCUCCCACGGCUUCUUCAUCUUCUGGCUCGUCCUCAAGCCCCACGGGCCUUACCUGUGCGAAGGGCGGGGGCCAAGCCAUCCUGGGCAAACGCCGUCUCACGCGCCGCUCGACGGAGAGCGGACUCCAAGACUUCUGGGAGGCGAUGAAGCCGGGCCCGCGUCGCCGCGACAUCAGCCCGGAUGACUCCGACUUGGAUGACCAGUCGCAACUUGACGGGGGGAGGGAUUAUAGGCCCGCACAGAGGAGUAGGCUGUGGCGUAUCUUCUGAAUUGACUCCUGAUGUUUCUUGAGUGGUGUGCUACGAACGAGAUCGAGAGGUGCGCGCGGGCGUGUGCGUUGUAUCAGUGUCCUGAGAUCUUGGUGAUACCCUCUUGUCGUACUUAAGGGUGAAAAUUGUAGCGAUAGUGUCUGGCUUUGGUCGUAUCGUGUUUGAGUAGUUGUAACUUUAGCUUUCUUGAAAUCACACUCGUCUUCGUGGCGCGUUGUGUUUCGUAGAAACCUUCCAUUGAUGAUGAAUAAGCAAAAUGAUACAG